Molecule: messenger RNA, 4578 nt
Organism: Prionailurus viverrinus (fishing cat)
Lineage: Eukaryota; Metazoa; Chordata; Mammalia; Carnivora; Felidae
Product: zinc finger protein 37A-like
Exons: 6
Coding region: 1480-3021 (513 amino acids)
Biological process (GO): regulation of transcription by RNA polymerase II
Cellular component (GO): nucleus
Molecular function (GO): RNA polymerase II cis-regulatory region sequence-specific DNA binding; DNA-binding transcription activator activity, RNA polymerase II-specific
Source: RefSeq, a predicted model, not a curated record
UGUUCCUAAGUAUAUUCUACAUGGAUGCUCCUGUCAUCCUUAGACAGAGUUUUACCACUUUAUUUCCAAUCUGGAUGACUUUUAUUCCAUUUUAUUGCCUAAUUUCCCUUUCUAGGACCUUCGGUUCGACAUUAACCAUAAGUGGUAAGAGUGGUGUAAGGGCAUAUACAAAUGAAAAAUAAGAGGCGUAAUAUUCUGCUAAAAAUGAAGUGACAUCCCUCCUUGUAGAUUAUUUUCUUUGUAAAGUUGUAAAUUCUUUGCGCUCUUGAGAAUGAACCACAAAUCUUCUUAAAUGUCUCUUGGCAGUUUUACAGCCUAGAAUGUCUUUCCCAAGGACCUCAGAACCAUCUGUUUGAAAUGUAACAGGGAGCUGGCACUUCUGUCUCCCAGAGUCUGUGAGAGGGUAGAAGCCUAAACUUUGGUGGUCGGGGUCUUGAUCCAAGUUGCAAAACUACCUCCUGUCAUAAAGAUAGGAGAAGCUUGUUUUUUUAACUUGUAAAACCAAUAAACUAACACAGGUGGUCAUCCAAUUACCAGGCAAAUUUAGGGCAAACAAUGUGUGAUAAAGGAUGCUGUGAAGUCCUCCUACUUGAGAAUUAGUUAUUGUUUAUUUUUGCAACAUUUAUGUGAUGGGAUGUAUCUGCUUGGCUAUAAAAAGGUGAGAUUUCUUUCUGUCCUUGGAUUGUCUUUGAGAUAUAUCCCGCCAUUCAAUGAUAAGAUUGUUUUCUUUGUCUUCUGCCUGAGUGGCUAAGUUUUCUAGGUUCGGAGAAGAUUUGUUUUAAAUUAGAUUUCCCUAACAAUUUCGGCGAUAAGAAUGGUGAUUCCUGACCACUCUAAUGCUAAAUCGGGUAUGCUUUCUCAUCAAUGAAUGUCUGAAAGGACGAACGAAAUAAGAGAGGUAUGACACUGUCGAUGUUACAAUAUAAAUAGAACACAGACUGUCUCUGGAAGAAAUUCUGCAGGUGCAUUUUGCAGUAGAAACUGCUAGGAGAGCCAAUUCAUCAGGGAAAUGGAAUUAAUGAAAGAGGUGUGUAUUUAGAUUCUUAGAAUUCAUUUCGGAUAAGCAGUGAGUCAAACUGUACUAUCGGUGCCUCCUGCUUGUACCUUAUUUGCUAAAUCGGGCAGUUAUACCCAAAGUCUCCUAAGCCUGAAGGCUGAUUCCGAAGGAGGUGUCGCCAGGGUCGUAGGAAACUCAGCGCGCGCUUCCUGCUCGGGCGCAGGAGCCGCUCGGGGCCUUCUGCGCAUGUGCGCUGCGCUCCUCCCGGUAGUUCUCGUCGCCGCCGUGGCAUCGCGAGAAGACGGUCCCGGAUGCUCUCGCGACUGAGGGCCUGGGGGCAGGCGGGGAGAACGUGGUAGGUGAGACCCGGGUGGCUGUGGUGGUUGUUGGUGACCCGUGGGACGGAGGCCCCGUGCGGGAGGGGCCGGUGACGGAGGAAACGGCUCGGUGCCUGAGCGCGGGGUGAGUCCUGCUCCGUCUGUAUGCAUCGAAUGAGAACCAGCGCGUCCCCGCGCUUAUUACCCAGCGAAGGUUCGUGUUGUCGUCUCCGAGGUGAAGGGUCGCCCGAGGCCUCGGGAUUAUUGUCAUUCGGGGAUGUGACUGUGGGCUUCACUGAGGAGGAGUGGCAGCGCCUGGACCCUGCUCAGAGGACCCUGUACAGGGACGUGAUGCUGGAGAACUACAGCCACCUUGUCGCAGUGGGGUUAUCCAUUCCUAAACCAGAAGUGAUCCUCAAGUUGGAGCAAGGAGAGGAGCCAUGGAUAUUAGAGUCCCCAGGCCAGAGUGACCCAGAAUUAAUUAAUAGCAGUAGAAACUAUUCAAGAAAGAAGUUCAGUGAGUUUAACAAAGGUAGAAAUUGGCUCCAUAAUGAUAAGCAUGAAGGAAUUUAUUCUGAAGAGAAACUUUAUAAAUAUAAUAAAAAUGGGAAUGGCCUCCAUCUUAAUGAAGAUUUUGUUCACCGUCAGAAAAUUCAAAUUUUGGAGCAACCUUUUGAAUACAGUGAAUGUAGGAAAGCUUUCCAUGAGAAUUCACUCUUUGUUGUACAUAAGAAAACUUACACAGGAAAGAACUCCUGUGAACACACUGAUUAUGGGAAGAUCUUCUGUGAUAUGUCAUCCCUCAUGGCUCAUCAGAGAACACAUCCAAGAGAGAAUCAGUAUGAAUUUAAUGAAUGUGGAGAAAAUUUCUUUGAGGAAUCCAUUCUCUUUGAGCAUCAGAGUGUUCAGCCUUUCAGCCAGAAGUCAAACUUCAUUCCAGUUCAGAGAAGCCACUCAAUUGACAAUGUGAUUGAAUAUAAUGAAUGUAGAACGUUUUUCAGUGAAAAGCUAGUCUUUGGUGUACAACAGAGAACACGCACAGGAGAAAAACCUUAUGAGUGUCAUGAUUGUGGAAAAACCUUCAACCAGAAGUCAGCCCACACAAGACAUCAGAGAACACACACAGGGGAAAAAUCUUGUGAAUGUCAGGAAUGUGGGAAAACUUUCUACAAGAAUUCAGACCUCAUUAAACACCAGAGAAUUCACACAGGGGAGAAACCUUUUGAAUGUCAGGAAUGCGGGAAAUCCUUCAGUGAAAAGUCAACCCUCACUCAACAUCGAAGAACACACACAGGGGAGAAACCGUAUGAAUGUCGUGAAUGUGGGAAAGCCUUCUCGUUCAAGUCAGUCCUUACUGUACAUCAGAAAACACACACAGGGGAGAAGCCCUACGAGUGUUAUGAAUGUAGGAAAGCCUUUCUUAGAAAAUCAGACCUCAUUAAACAUCGAAGAACUCACACAGGGGAGAAACCUUAUGAAUGUAAUGAAUGUGGGAAAUCCUUCUCUGAGAAGUCAACCCUUACCAAACAUCUGAGAACUCACACAGGUAUUAGAUAUGAAAACACAGCACGCUGGGACCAGCAGUUGGAAGCAAGUCAGAGGCUCAUGCAUCUGCAGAAGAAGAGAAGAUUUUUAGCAAGGGGACCCACCAGGAGGACUUUCGGAUGCCCAGAGUGGAAGUCAGAACAGGCCUGCCACAAAGGAUGAGAAAGGUGUGGUGAUGUGCACACUUGCAUCAGACGUGUUGAAUGCAACUGGAAGAGAUGAUCAUCGUGGCUAAAGUAUCGCUAACAUUGAGCAGAUGAGAAAAUGUGCUGAGGAUGAUGAGAGCCAGAUCAAAGGUUUUCAUGAAAAUGGAGAGGGGAAAGUUAGAAAAUCCCGGGGUGUUGGAUUGGAAUGCAACUCACAGAAAUUGUGUGUGUGGUGUGUGUGUGUUAGAUGGAUCUGUCUGCUGAGAGGGCCUACACACAGUGACACCCCAGGAGCAGUGUGCACACCAAAUGCCAGGUUACUAAUGUCUAAAUGCUGCCCUCCACCAAAAAAGGGACUGUCUCUGGAGUGAUGGCUGGUUUCAGAUAAAAGAUGGGGAGAAAUACAUGAUAAACCUGAAUCAUCUUACCUGCCAGACAGUAAAAAAAUUUUCAAAUAAUCAUGGAGUCAAAAGAACCACCUUGGUCAGGUUCCACUGGCCAGAUUUGAGACAGUUUGAACAUAGCAUCAGAAUUAUUAAUUCCCAUUAAUAAAAUGGGAGUCCAUUAAUGUAUAGUGAUAUAGAUAAAUUUGUAAAUUCAUAAAGGAGAAGGGAAGACUUGUACAGAAGAAUGCCAGUUAAUAAAUGUAGGGAGAAUAAUGGACAUAGAAAAACACCAUUGGGCAACCAUUGGAGGGGCAGUUGAUUCAGGAGGUAGUUGUCAGCAUAGACUAGAGUCUGUGAGUAGAGCUUUGAUGAAGAACAGGAUAUGGCAUAAUCUUCAGAUAUCUCCCCACAAAAUACCCAUCAGCUGCAGAGGUGAAAGGGUGAUUUUGUGAUUAAACCUGGCAGACACCAGCAUGAUCAGGCAAUCAAAGUUCACCUCACCAGUGGAGUAGGACAGGUCAGCAUGAUGUGUCCCCUGAUGAGAUGCACUGAGAAGAGGCAGCAUCAUUUGUGUGGUAUUUUCGCCAAGAAAGCACGACCUGUAGGAUGCCUGGAUAGCUUAGUGAGUUAGGUGUCCAACUCUUGAUCUCAGCUCAGGUCUUGAGCUCAGGGUCAUGAGUUUAAACCCUGUGUUGGGCUCCACACUGGGUGUAGAGUCUACUUAAAAGAAAAAAGAAAAGAAAGCUUGACCUGUGUUUAUUUAGGAGGAAACAUCAGGUGAAUCCAUAUGAAUGGUUGUUUUAGUGAAUGCAAAGCCUAUAGUUUUUUAUUAUGUGAAAGAUACGAAAAAGACUGAGAGGCUGUUUCAGAUUAGAGGUGACUGGAAAUAAUUUUAAAAUAAAAAUGAAGACCAGACAUUGGUAGAACAGUUGGCAAAAUUCGGUGUAUGGAUUGGAUGGUCGUGUUUAUCAAUGUUUGUUUCCUGAUGUGGAUGAUUGCUGGGUGGUUCUAUAGGUUAGUGCCUUUGGGGAAAAUACACACUGGAAUAUGUAGAGGUAAUGGAGCCUCAUGGCUGCAGCUUGCUUUAAUUUUUUUUAAUGUUUAUUUUUGAGAGCGAGACUGAGUGGGGAAGGGGCAGAGACAGAGAGAGGGAGGCACAGAAUCUGAAGCAGGCUCCAGGCUCUGAG